UACAAUCUCUUAAAACCCUCCAAAAGUCUUGUCUACAGAAGAACACCACUUCAGGCCACAGCAAGAGCAAAACAGCGAAAGAGAAAGAUGUGUGGAAUCGCCCUGAUUGUGUCUGGGAUUCGCAUCGAUUUAUCAUCAUCCACCCUUCUCCAAUCUCUUAAUCCCGAGCCAUUAGUUACAGUUUCCAUAGAUGAUCUUAAAGCAGCUCUGCGGAGGCGAGGACCUGACAGCUUAGGCAGCAAGAAGAUUAUACUUCAGUAUAAUAAAAAUUCGAGCUCUGUUGAGGACCGAGAAUUGGUGUCCGUAGUAACUGACGACGCUGAAAUAGAAAGCGACCAGUCGUUUUUGCAGAAUUGCUCCAAUGGCAAAGCUGGUAAUUACAACCAACUAGGGAAUUCUGUUGGCGAACUGCAAUUUAUCGGUGCCACAUUGCAGCUGAGGGGACUGAAUCCUAUAAUUCAGCCAUUUGUUGACUCCUACGGGAAUGUACUAAUUUAUAACGGUGAAAUAUUUGGAGGAAUUCAUGUGGAGAGUGAUAGGAAUGAUGGUGAAGUCCUAAUGCAAACUCUAGGAAAUUGUUGCUCAUGUGGUUCCAGUGGGCACACAGGCCCUUGCUCUGCUGCUGGACAUGGGUGUAGUUCUGUUCCGAAUGUUUUUUCAACUAUCAAGGGGCCGUGGGCCAUUAUCUAUUGGCAGGAGAGUUCAAGAACCUUGUGGUUUGGUCGAGAUGCAUUUGGUAGGCGGAGCCUGGUUGUUCAUUGGCCUACUGUGAAGGAUUCUCGGUUUCUGCUAUCUUCUGUAUCGCCAUUUUCUUCUGUUGAUCAGAGUUCUGAUUUUGAAGUUGAAAAUGGAACUCACCACAAUUUUUGGGAGGAGCUUUCAUGUGGGAUAUACAGCUUAUCAAUGGAUGCUUCAAAGCUGGAUGGAUAUCUUAUUGGUGAAGUAAAAAACCAUGAAUGGGGUAAUGCCAUGCUACUGGAACUGAUUAAAUGGGAGAGAGUUUCUUUCAAUCCAAAACCCAACGAGUUACAUGGGACUCUAGAGGGACAACAUCACAUGUAUCCAGCUUCAUCAGACAUAAUGACAUUUGAAUCAGGGCCAAAUCAAACAAUGAUUUCAUUGCCUGCUCAUAAUGUGUUAAGUGCUCUAAGAAAAUCUGUGAUGCUGCGCGCUUCGCAACACAGAAUCUUCGAGGCAGGAAGAUGUUAUAGUAGACGAGAAGAACAUGUUCCAGUGGCAGUCUUGUUUUCUGGUGGGCUUGAUUCUAUGAUACUUGCUGCAUUGUUGGAUGAGUGUCUAGAUCCCAGCUAUGGGAUUGACUUACUUAAUGUGAGCUUUGAUGGUCAAUCUGCUCCUGAUAGAAUCUCUGCCAAGGCAGGACUGAAGGAACUGAGAAGAAUUGCACCACUGAGAAGGUGGAAGCUUGUAGAGAUUGAUUCAGACUUGUCGAAAUUGACCUUGGAAAUGAAGCACGUCAUGUCACUUAUUAACCCUGCAAACACGUAUAUGGACCUGAACAUAGGGGUUGCUUUGUGGUUGGCCGCAAGUGGUGAUGGUUGGGUCUCUGAAAGACCUAGCAAUAACAGUGACGAGAAUCAACAACGCCUCAGGUACAAGUCCGAGGCUAGGAUUGUCCUAGUUGGUUCGGGUGCUGAUGAGCAGUGUGCUGGUUAUGGAAGGCAUAGAACAAAAUAUAGAUGUGGCGGUUGGCAUGGGCUUAAUGAGGAAAUGAAGUUGGAUAUGCAGAGAAUAUGGAAACGAAAUAUGGGGAGAGAUGACAGAUGCAUUGCUGAUAAUGGAAAGGAGGCUAGAUUUCCUUUCUUGGAUGAAGAUGUCAUUAGGGUGCUUCUUGACAUCCCUUUGUGGGAGGUUACUAACCUGGAUCAACCUAGUGGAACAGGUGAUAAGAAGAUCCUCAGGGAGGUGGCACAAAUGCUUGGUUUACAUGAGGCAGCUGUUCUCCCUAAAAGAGCAAUCCAGUUUGGUUCAAGAAUUGCAAGGGAAUCAAAUCGAAAAAACUUUGGAAGUAAUCGUGCAGCAAACCAAGCAUCUGCAGGAAGUGUAGUGAUUAACAGGUCGUGAUAAUGUACCAUCAUACUUUGUACCUCAAACCUGGAUGACUCACCCCAGGGCAGGUCUUCCUCUCUGGCCCUUAAAUGCCGACCUGCAUUUUUCUGGAUAUGGAAUCUGGUCACACCAGAUCUGACAAUGGAUGGCGUGUUGGUGAGCCAGAAAGCAUUUUUCCAGUAUACAUAGCAGCUACCUAGCCCCAAUGGCAUCAGAUCAGAGUGCAUCAAAGUUUUAUGAACAUGUGCUGUUGAUGUUCUAAUGUAAUCUAUUUUUUAGAAGAAUGGGCCAUUGUAAUUGAUUUUCUAUUGUAUUGUUUUAGGUUUUUUUUUUGGAUAUCAUUUAUUUUCACUGGGUCAGUAAUGGGCUUCUGGAUUUUGACAAUGUAAUCGUUUACAUUAUACAUGUUUUUUUUUUUUAAAAAAUUCCAAACACACCCUUACGUUA
This is a messenger RNA of Populus nigra (black poplar), 2514 nucleotides long. RefSeq lists its product as uncharacterized. Bases 88 to 2082 code for a protein of 664 amino acids. The record is from RefSeq and is a predicted model, not a curated record. NCBI's taxonomy places the organism in Eukaryota, Viridiplantae, Streptophyta, Magnoliopsida, Malpighiales, Salicaceae. The transcript has 14 exons. Gene Ontology annotation, molecular function: asparagine synthase (glutamine-hydrolyzing) activity.